Messenger RNA from Myxozyma melibiosi, 597 nucleotides. RefSeq names its product 6,7-dimethyl-8-ribityllumazine synthase. Gene Ontology annotation, molecular function: 6,7-dimethyl-8-ribityllumazine synthase activity. The coding region runs from base 1 to 597 and encodes 198 amino acids. Lineage: Eukaryota; Fungi; Ascomycota; Lipomycetes; Lipomycetales; Lipomycetaceae. Gene Ontology annotation, biological process: riboflavin biosynthetic process. The record is from RefSeq and is a predicted model, not a curated record. Gene Ontology annotation, cellular component: riboflavin synthase complex; intracellular anatomical structure; mitochondrial intermembrane space. The transcript is spliced from 2 exons.
AUGUACAAACCCAAACCCACAGAAAGACGGGUAGAAGACCCCAACCUGCGCAUCGGCAUCGUCCACACCCGCUGGAACUCAAAAGUCAUCCAGCCGCUCCUGAAAGGCACGACCGACAAACUCGCCGCCCUCGGCGUCAAGCCCGAAAACAUCGUCAUCGAGACCGUCCCGGGCUCCUACGAGCUGCCCUACGCCGUCUCGCGCAUGUACGCGGCCUCGCAAAUCCAGGCCUCGACAUCCACCGCCGGCGCGUCCGCGAGCGUCGACCUUCUCUCCGGCGGCAGCACCACCCCGCCGCCGGCUGCUACCACCGCCACCAAACCGUUCGACGCCAUCGUCGCCAUCGGCUGUCUCAUCAAGGGCGAGACCAUGCACUUUGAGUAUAUCUGCGACUCGGUCUCGCACGCGCUCAUGCGUCUGCAGAUCGACCUCGGCGUGCCGGUCAUCUUUGGCGUGCUCGCGUGCUUGACCGAGGAGCAGGCUAUGGCCCGCGCGGGUCUGGUCGAGGGCAAGAUGCACAACCAUGGCGAGGACUGGGGUGAGGCCGCGGUCGAGAUGGGCGCGAAUGCGGCAAAGUGGAAUAGUGGAAAGUUUUAA